AUGGCAUCCUACGAAGAUGAGGACCACACUCAGGAUUACCUUUUUAAGAUCGUUUUGAUCGGUGACUCUGCUGUUGGGAAAUCAAACUUGCUUGCAAGAUUUGCUCGUGAUGAGUUCUAUUCGAAUUCUAAGUCAACCAUUGGAGUCGAGUUCCAAACACAAAAGAUGGACAUUGAUGGCAAGGAAGUCAAAGCUCAGAUAUGGGACACUGCGGGUCAGGAACGAUUCAGAGCUGUGACAUCUGCAUACUACCGAGGUGCUGUUGGGGCCUUGGUGGUGUAUGAUAUCAGCAGGCGUCAGACUUUUGAUAGCAUCGGCAGAUGGCUUAAUGAACUCCACAGUAAGAGCUGUAACUUGCCUUCUGAGUCUUCUACUUAUGUUUCAAUGGGAUUUCCUCAAAUCAGACCGACAGUUUAUUGUAAAAACCCCCUCUCUCUCUCUCUCUCUCUCUCUCUCAUCAGUCCUUGCUCAAUAAUGACAUGGGAUCAUCAAAAUAAGUUGUUCUAGCAUUUUCCAGCAACAGAAUGUACCAUGCAAGUCCUCCUUUUUAAAAGGGUGUUUACACUUUUGGGCAGCUCACUCAGAUAUGAACGUCGUUACGAUUCUUGUGGGAAACAAGACCGAUCUCCAGGAUGCCAGGGAGGUCGGCACCGACGAAGGGAAGGCAUUAGCUGAGGCUCAUAGUCUGUUCUUCAUGGAAACUUCUGCGCUGGAUUCCUCCAAUGUAAAAGCUGCCUUUGAGACUGUUGUAAAAGAGAUCUACACCAUCUUGAGUCGGAAGGUUAUGAUGUCCCAAGAGCACAGAAAGCAGGAGCAGCAGCCUCCUUGGGUAAUGGGAUGGGAAACUGUGAUCUUACAGGGUGACACUGGAGAAGCCAAUGGGACUUCAAGAUAUUGGUGCUGUUCUUAG
Messenger RNA from Spirodela intermedia, 910 nucleotides. The record is from the annotation of a GenBank genome assembly. NCBI's taxonomy places the organism in Eukaryota, Viridiplantae, Streptophyta, Magnoliopsida, Alismatales, Araceae.